Messenger RNA from Microbotryum saponariae, 2204 nucleotides. NCBI's taxonomy places the organism in Eukaryota, Fungi, Basidiomycota, Microbotryomycetes, Microbotryales, Microbotryaceae. The record is from the annotation of a GenBank genome assembly.
AUGAGCUACCCUCAAAUGCCCUACGGCCAAUCGCCGUACGCGACCCAGAACCACGACGACCCCAACAUGGCCGUGCCGCGCCCGUUCCGCUCGUCGUCCGCGAAUUCGUCGAUGCACUCGGGCGAGGACCUCGUCAACGGCAGCCACGGCGCCCACCCUGGCUACUCCCCUUAUGCGACCUCGAGUGGGUCCACGCCCUCGCUGCCGCGCUACCAGUCGCAGCAGCAACUGCCCCCGAACCCAUCCCCGCUCGGUCCGUCGACGAGGCCACCUUACGCGACCACGCCCGGGUCCAACAGUCCGUCGACCCGCUUCUCGCCGUACGGCUACCAGAACAACGGCGGUGCGCAGGGCGGCCAGAGCGCGCACCCGCUCUCCAACGCCAUGUACAUGGAUUCGACACCGACGCUCGCAGGGUCCAUGACCCCCUCCGAGGAGAAGAUGCGUCUUGGCGCCGCCGACUCGCUGGGUGAAUACAUCGCCCCUUCGACCGCGGGCCACACGCGCGGUCAAGGCCCCGCGUCCGCAGUGCAACCCCACGCCAGCCCUGCUCCUUACCGUCGUGGCCCGCUCAAGGCCACCGGUAUGACAGCCCUGUACCGUGCUUGGUCCGGUGCGACCCUCGCCGACAGCGGCAAGGACGAGCGUCACAUCAAGCUGCCGCGCCUGGGCUACCUCGACGGCAUCAAGUUCAUCGCCGCGUGGAUCGUCCUCAACGGCACCUUCUUUUCCGCGACCAUCUCGUCGAACGACUACGCCUUCAUCCAGCGCAACAGUCCUCUCUACAUCACUCGGUGAGUUUAUUGCCUUACAGCAAUAAAGCUCGUUCGCUGACGCUCCCCGCACCCCUGCGCUUCCCCCGUCUGAACAGCUCGACCGGCCUCGGUAUCACGUUUCUCCUGCUCUUGUCGGGCCGAUCCCUCGUUACACCGUUGUGGGAUGUACCCUCGCCUUCAUCUGGUUCCAAGUCGAAGGGUGCCCUCAUCUCGUGGGCCCGUCUGACGCGUGCGAUGAUGAUCCGCCCGUUCCGUUUCAUUCUCCCCGUCUGCUCGAUCGUCGCGUUGCAGUGGGGUCUUUCGUCGAGUGGGCGAACACACAACUGCAACAAGGUCGGCAUGGACGAGCCCUACUGGGGACUGGUCGGAAGCUUCGCCGGUUACGCGACGCUCGUCUUCAACUUGGUGCGUUCCAGACCACACUGUGUCCGCCACCCUCUCAGAUCGAUAGCUUUUGAUAGCUAACGUUUCACACAUCCACGACAUGCAGUUCACGACUUACGAGUCCAACACUCUCGCCGGGAAGACCUUCGGCGCCAACUUGUUCACUUCGCCCUGGUUCUUCCAGUCCUCGUAUGCCGUAUACGUCACGCACAUGAUGCUUGGCAACCUGUCGUCGAACCGCUACUGGAUCUACGUCUUGCUCGGUCUGUUCUCCUGGACGACGUUCAACUACUUUGCAGUGAGUUUGAAUGUGAACUCACGAUUGCGCAUGUGAAUGAUGACGCUCACCUGCGAACACGCCCGCUGCAGAUCGCGAUCAUCGGUCUUGUCUUUGCCGACAUGCACGCCCACGGUCACUUGCACCGCAUCCGCACCAAGUGGUCGACGACCGGCCGCUUGACGCUCCACGUGACCUUGAUUGCCAUCGCCUGCGUAACGCAAUUCGUUCCCAUCCUGCGCGACAACAUCAACAAGGGUAUGGCGACGAUCAACGUCCAAAACCAUCCCGAGUUGACGUUCUGCGACACCAUCUUUGCGACGUGCUGGCUCUUCGCUAUCGAAACCUCCGGGCUCGCCCAGAACAUCCUUGGCAACAUGGUCAUGCGCACCUUUGGCAAGGCCAGUGCAGGCAUGUACCUCCUCGCGCCCGCAAUCACGUAUACGAUCGUCCCCGACCUCGCCUUGAGCAUGCACAACAACGGCUCGAGCGCGUCUUCGGUCCUCGGCGUGUCGUGGCUCGUCCUCUUCAUCGUCACGGUCAUUCUCUCUGUUCUGUUCCACUUCGUCGUCGAGCUGCCGAGCAAGAUGUUCGGCGAGGUCGUGGCCGAGCUGUUGGAAGGCGAGGGUGAAUCCGAGAUCCCUGGCUUUGGUGGACAACCCCGGCCCGUCGGUGGCAAGCUCGUCAAGAAGAACCCUGGCGGACCAGCUGCCUCUCAGGCGCAACCUACUUCUCGACAAGUACCGCAAAGCAAGCCUGCGGCAUAA